This is a messenger RNA of Cavia porcellus (domestic guinea pig), 1387 nucleotides long. Its product is annotated as glycine N-acyltransferase-like. Gene Ontology annotation, molecular function: glycine N-acyltransferase activity; glycine N-benzoyltransferase activity. Gene Ontology annotation, cellular component: mitochondrion. The coding region runs from base 423 to 1310 and encodes 295 amino acids. Gene Ontology annotation, biological process: glycine metabolic process. The transcript is spliced from 7 exons. NCBI's taxonomy places the organism in Eukaryota, Metazoa, Chordata, Mammalia, Rodentia, Caviidae. The record is from RefSeq and is a predicted model, not a curated record.
CAGCACCUACUGGGACAAAGGGUAGUGUGUUGUUUGGGAAAGAGAAGUUCAGAAAAAACACAUCAACCUUCUGAUUCUGCAGAGCCAAUUCUUUCAAUGUGAGACUGUGAGAGGAAGGAAAAAGCUGAAACCUUGAAAAUUUUGCCAUCUGGGUGCAAAGUCCAUACUGAAGCUUCAGCUCAGCAGUCUCUACACAGAGACACACCAAACUCUCACUCUUCAGUAUCCUACUGACCUGGCUGUAUCAGAGGGACUUUCAUCUCCCAGAAGUCAAGCCUAGGAGCAUCUGUGAAACUAGGUGUGGACACAGCAUUUCAGAUUCCUAAUGGCUUCAAGUGGCGCAGUGAGCUGCUUCAGAUAAGCGAGCUGUGGUGAGAACAGCAGCAGAAAGGGAAAUACACGCAGCCAAGCCGUUCUCCAAGAUGUUUCCACUGCAAGGUGCACAGAUGUUGCAGAUGCUGGAGAAAUCCCUGAUUAAGCGCAUUCCGGCAUCCUUAAAGGUUUAUGGGACUGUCUUUCACAUUAACCAUGGAAAUCCAUUCAAUCUAAAAGCCUUGGUGGACAAGUGGCCUGAUUUUAAUACAGUAGUUAUCCGCCCUCAUGAGCAAGAGAUGACAGAUGACCUUGAUCACUAUACCAAUACUUACCAAGUAUACUCCAGGGACCCUCAAAACGCUCAGGAAUUCCUUGCCUCUCCAGAAGUCAUCAAUUGGAAGCAACAUUUCCAAAUUCAAAGUUCACAAUCGGACCUGAACGAAGUGAUACAAAAUCUUGCAAAGUCAAAAUCUUACCAAGUCAAACACUCACAAAACUUCCUCUAUCUGGCAUCUCAGACAGCUAAGAAACUGGCCCCUUCCCUCCUGGAUACAAAGAAUUUAUCCCCGAGUGGUGGCAAGCCCAAGGCUAUCAAUGAAGACAUGUUUAGGCUCUCACCCCUAAAUGUUACCCAUGCUGCCUUUUUGAAUACAUUUUGGGCCUUUGGUGGUAAUGAGAGGAGCCAGAGAUUCAUCGAGCGCUGUAUCCAGACUUUCCCCAGCUUCUGUCUGCUGGGGCCUGACGGUAAACUUGCAUCCUGGUGUCUAAUGGACCAGACUGGAGAAACGCGGGUAGCAGGCACCUUGCCUGAGUACCGGAGCCAGGGUCUUGUCUCCUAUGUUGUCUACACACUAGGCCAGACUAUGGACAAGCUUGGUUUUCCUGUCUACUCUCACACAGACAAGAGCAACAAGGCCAUGCAGAAAAUGAGUUACACUUUGCAUCAUAUCCCCAUGUCCUGUGACUGGAACCAGUGGCACUGUACUCCUCUGUGAGGCUGGUGGUGUUGGGUGGGCCUGGACAGUCAAUGGUGGACACAAAGAAAGAAUACACUCUAAUAAGAAAAAAAGGA